AAGCCGGGCCACUCUUGCUAGGCCGGUCGGAGCAGGGCCAAGAGGUUCUUUGCCGUGUGGAGGUCGUUGGAGUCACUUGUCUGCCGCCCGCUCCUUGGCUUGCCGGUCCGCGCCCCGCCCGCCCCAGCCAUGCUCUCCGUCCUCGCCCGGCCUACUGGCGCCGCUCUCCGCCGCAGCUUCAGCACCUCGGCCCAGAACAAUGCUAAAGUAGCUGUGCUUGGGGCUUCCGGAGGAAUUGGGCAGCCCCUUUCGCUUCUCCUGAAGAACAGCCCGUUGGUGAGCCGCCUGACACUCUACGAUAUUGCUCAUACACCUGGAGUGGCCGCAGAUCUGAGCCACAUCGAGACCAGGGCGACUGUGAAAGGCUACCUUGGACCUGAGCAGCUGCCAGACUGCCUGAAAGGUUGUGAUUUGGUGGUUAUUCCAGCUGGAGUCCCAAGAAAACCAGGCAUGACACGGGAUGACCUGUUCAACACCAAUGCCACGAUUGUGGCCACCCUGACUGCCGCCUGUGCCCAGCAUUGCCCUGAGGCCAUGAUCUGCAUCAUUGCAAAUCCGGUUAACUCCACCAUCCCAAUCACCUCGGAGGUUUUCAAGAAACAUGGAGUCUACAACCCCAAUAAAAUCUUUGGGGUGACAACCCUGGACGUGGUCAGAGCCAAUGCUUUUGUUGCAGAAUUGAAGGGUUUAGAUCCAGCUCGAGUCAACGUGCCUGUCAUCGGUGGCCAUGCCGGGAAGACCAUCAUCCCCCUGAUCUCUCAGUGCACGCCCAAGGUGGACUUUCCCCAGGACCAGCUGACAACCCUCACUGGGCGGAUCCAGGAGGCCGGCACAGAGGUGGUCAAGGCUAAAGCUGGAGCAGGCUCUGCCACCUUGUCCAUGGCAUACGCCGGAGCCCGGUUUGUCUUUUCCCUCGUGGAUGCAAUCAACGGAAAGGAAGGAGUUGUCGAAUGUUCCUUUGUUAAGUCCCAAGAAACGGACUGUCCCUAUUUCUCCACACCGUUGCUGCUGGGGAAAAAGGGCAUCGAGAAGAACCUAGGAAUUGGCAAAAUCUCCCCUUUCGAAGAGAAGAUGAUAGCUGAGGCCAUUCCUGAGCUGAAGGCCUCUAUCAAGAAAGGAGAAGAGUUUGUAAAGAAUAUGAAAUGAGAAAGUUAGUGAGCCGUCCGUUUUCUUAACUUAUUAAGGCAUCAUGUCACGUAAAGCCAUUUCCGAUACCUUUGUAUUUCUGUUUGCUUUAAUGAUGAGUACUGUGUUGACAUUAUCAUCCCUCCCCAAUUGCAGUCGGUCUGCUGGUGCAUCACUAAAAGAAGGCUUUGAUUUUUUUUUUCAAAGUCUCUUCCAUAAAUACUGUGCUUUCUUCCCCAUUAAAACUGACUUCAGAGUGUCUGGUGUUUUUUUCAUCAUGAAUCAGAACUAGAUUUUAUUUAAAUAGUAGACUGAAGCAAGAUGGUUUCAUUGGUAGCUUCAAGAAAAUCUGAACUAUUUAUCAGUAACCGCUCCUACUCUGUGCCAUUGUGUCCCUCUGGUGUGUGAACUGAAAGAAGGGUCAGCUCAGGCAAGUUCCUCAUCGUCCUUCCACCCACAUGGGCGCCAGGCCACUGUUUUCUGUCCCUAGUUCUGUGUGGCAUUUCCUGGCUAAGCGAAGAGCACCAUCUUCUGUAUUACAGCUACCUUGGCUCACCUCUGGCCCCCUAUGAAUUUCAUCCUCUUCUAAUGGAGCCCUAAUAUUCAGUGAGUGACACCCUGCAGCCAAUAUUGUGAAGCAAGCUCGACAGGCAGGAACAACCAAAAUGCCAGCUGCCAUGCGGGCUGAGGACACAGUGCCAUCUAUCCUCAGAAAGGUGGCUUCAUGUCUUUCUUCAUGGCCUGAGAGGGACUUUGUUGCACUGGCCAGGCUUAGAACAAAUGUGAGGAGUUAAAGGGAGACUUGAUUAGUGUUGGGCGCAAUCUGCUCCCCAGAAGCCUUGGCCCCUGAAGUAGAAACAACACUCCAUACCUGAGAGAACUUUCUCGCAGCAGGUGAUGAUGACCUUCCAUUUACAUGAAAGGGCAGGUAGGGGUGGAACUGUACCCAGUGGGUCUAAAACAUUUUACAAUCAAGUAUGAUGUCAUUGUUUUCUUAAACGAGUAAUACAUGUUCAUUGUUUAAAACUUGAAAUGGAGCCAAAAAAAUAAAGCAGGAAAUACUGGUA
Hipposideros armiger (great roundleaf bat) is the source of this 2192-nucleotide messenger RNA. RefSeq names its product malate dehydrogenase 2 (gene MDH2). Gene Ontology annotation, molecular function: L-malate dehydrogenase (NAD+) activity. The transcript is spliced from 9 exons. Gene Ontology annotation, biological process: malate metabolic process; tricarboxylic acid cycle. Lineage: Eukaryota; Metazoa; Chordata; Mammalia; Chiroptera; Hipposideridae. Gene Ontology annotation, cellular component: cytoplasm; mitochondrion. The record is from RefSeq and is a predicted model, not a curated record. The coding region runs from base 130 to 1146 and encodes 338 amino acids.